Molecule: messenger RNA, 1773 nt
Organism: Peronospora farinosa
Lineage: Eukaryota; Oomycota; Peronosporomycetes; Peronosporales; Peronosporaceae
Source: the annotation of a GenBank genome assembly
AUGGACUCGUGCUUGGCGCUUACAGAAGAAAAAAAGCAGAAAGUUUCGGAUUUUACUACCACUUGUGACGUUAUUUCUAACGAUAUUGAUUCAUUCGAUAAACGUAUGACACGUUCCACCAGUACUUCAAUCUCUAGUAGCACAUAUAUGGACUUGGGUGAUGGCACACGGUACCAUGACAUAGAAGACGAGAUCAAGAGUUCCAUAGCUCCAUUAUCUAUUGAAGAAGAAGAGUAUACUAUUGCACGUGUACAGACAGUCCAAUCAGCUUCAAAUGUAUUGACAUUAUCUUCACGAGGACGUAAUAAUCACCAUUUAUCAGUUCCAAUGAGACGUUACAAUAGUUCUCAAAGUGUGAUACAAGCAGCAAAAGAACGGAAGAAAAACAUUGGUUCUCACUCGACUAGUGCUGCAGCAAUGAUGCGAGCAUCAAAGGCAGAAUCCGAAAAAGUUAAACGGACAGGUUUUGCCAGGAUUUACUUUGAAAAUACAAACUUUACAUCAUCGACAGUAUUCAAGUUACUCAGUACGACAACGGUACUUGAAGUACGCAAGUCUAUGGCAGCAAAAAUCAAGAUUUCAAUGCAGGAUUUCAACAAUUACGCUAUUGUAGUUGUCUUUCCAACGGAUGUUGCUGGAUCAUUAUCGGCGAGGACGUUGAGGGAUGAAGAGCUCAUUUUACCAUUGGUGGAGAAAUUGAAUCGUGCCCGACCGGUACAGACAGUUGAAGCUGAUGAUACAAUUGGUGGCACUACGUGCACUAAACCGAAACAUCGUUCGAGACCACCGGUCAAAUUUGUUCUCAAGGAUGUUCAAGGUUCUCAUCUGGAUAUUAAUGAAAGUCCUGCACCAUCAAGACGUCAAGCAUCUGACACACAGUCGAUUAAUUUCCCGGUUCUAUUAGGAAAGGGUGUAUACUCAGGCUACCUUCAGAAAGCAAGCUCUAGUGAUUCGAAGCUGUGGAGAAAGCGGUGGUUUAUCAUCAAGGGAGACCAACUGCUUUACUGCAAGUCGAACGUGAACCAACAGGAUGUGACAUCAAUUAGUUUACUGGGUGCAGUUCUCGCUAAGGCAAAGCCAGAAGUACGCGUACCUUUCUCAUUCCAGCUCAAGACACCUCGACGGGAUUAUGAGCUCUGUGCCAGUAAUAAGGACGAGAUGGUGGCUUGGAUUCAUGCGCUGCACAUUCAGAUUGGUUUGUGCUCAGAAAAUCACCGUCUGUAUGAAGCUGAGAUUUGGAUUACGGAAGACGCUGUAAACCGAAGCGAGCAGGAGCCAUUGCCAACAAUGACAGAGCCUUCUUUACUGGAGCGUGUGCUUUCUCGCGAAGAUUCCUUGAAGCUUUUUCGCGAUUUUGUUUUUACGACCCAAUACCAGAGUUUGUUGGACACAUGGAUCGAGUGUGAGCUGUUCCGACGGAGCUGUAUUGCCCGUGAGAACAGACUUGUAAGUAGUACAAGUAUGGGGAAUCGACGGACAGUGCAAGACGAGUGGAAUCAUUUGAAGGCUAUCAUCCGUGCAAUUCAGCUGCUGAAUAUUGUACAUGCCGAUGAGCUGAACAAGCUAUGGCAAUGCUAUCAAUCAGAGCAGAGUAAUCGUCGUCUCAGUGUGGCAUUGAACAACGACAGCUACGAAGAGUAUCCGCGGACUGAUGUCAUUGUUCCAGUGCAGCUAAAGCUUUUUAAAGCUAUUGAGGGUGGACCAUUUCAACAGUUUCUCUUGCAAAACGGAUAUCGACUGUUGCUGGAGCGUAUUAUUGGGGCAAUUGCAUAA